Molecule: messenger RNA, 600 nt
Organism: Olea europaea var. sylvestris
Lineage: Eukaryota; Viridiplantae; Streptophyta; Magnoliopsida; Lamiales; Oleaceae
Exons: 3
Coding region: 64-348 (94 amino acids)
Source: RefSeq, a predicted model, not a curated record
AAUGAUACUAUUUCACUUACGUUGUCUUAGUUGAAGAAAAUUUGUUCUGUGGAGAUUUUAAGGAUGUCUGCAAUGGAGAUUGGAAUAGAGAGGCAAUCAUCAAUUGAGAAGGAACCUCUUACUCUAAAUAUUGAUCAAAUCCAAUUUGCUAGGGAGGCAGCAUUGUAUGUGAUGAAUAACAGGAGCAUUGAAGAGGCUUUGAGGAUAUUUACAAAGGGUUUAAAACCAGUUGUUAAUAGUGUGGGAAAUGAAUCUAAUGAGCUGAUGAAUUCUGGUGAAGAGCUUGAGACUUCAACUAAUGAAUUAAGAAUUCUAGAGAUAAGAGACAUCGUCUCUGCACCAUUUUAGGAGGCUGUGAAAGGAGCGACUUUCAGUACAUCUUGCUUAGGAAUGAAUUGUGUUCUUCAACGUGUGACUGAUUUUUAAGUUCGUUUAGUAGUAGGAAGUUGAUUGAGUUGUAAAUGAGGUCUUGGGUUUGGUCGGGCCAAAGAUGCGGCCUGUUGUAUAGGUAUUGGCCUUGAGGGCUUGAAGGCAUUCAAUCUUCGCCUCAUUAUUACAAAAUUCAAUGCAACAAAAUGUUCAAGAUUGACAGGUCACAAA